Molecule: messenger RNA, 2976 nt
Organism: Gastrolobium bilobum
Lineage: Eukaryota; Viridiplantae; Streptophyta; Magnoliopsida; Fabales; Fabaceae
Product: G-type lectin S-receptor-like serine/threonine-protein kinase At4g03230
Exons: 8
Coding region: 325-2976 (883 amino acids)
Biological process (GO): protein phosphorylation; recognition of pollen
Molecular function (GO): protein serine/threonine kinase activity; ATP binding
Source: RefSeq, a predicted model, not a curated record
UCAGCUAGAGAUAUCAUAACCACUAACAACUUCUUACAAGAUGGGGGAAGGGAUACUCUUAUUUCAGCAGGAGAAAAAUUUGAACUAGGAUUUUUCACUCCUAAUGGAAGCUCUAGCGGUAGAAGAUACGUGGGAAUAUGGUACUAUGGGUUAACACCACAAACAGUUGUGUGGGUUGCUAACCGAGACAACCCACUUCCUGAUUCUUGGGGUGCUUUUGCCAUUGCAGAAGAUGGGAAUCUCAGGGUUUUGGACAAGAGUGGGAAAUCAUACUGGGGCACUAGUGUUGAAAGAUCAUCUUCACAGAACAGGACAGUGAAGCUAAUGGACAACGGGAACCUUAUUUUAAGUGAAGAAGAAGGACAUGCUGUGAAGAUUCUGUGGCAGAGUUUUGCUAAUCCAACAGAUACAUUUCUUCCAGGGAUGAAAAUGGAUGAGAGUUUAGCAUUAACUUCAUGGAGAAGUUAUGAAGACCCAACACCAGGGAACUUCUCUUUUGAGCAAGAUCAGGGAGAGAACCAGUAUAUCAUAUGGAAGAGAUCAAUGAGAUAUUGGAAAAGCAGUGUAUUAGGUAAAUUUGUUGGAACUGGUGAGAUGUCUUCAGCAAUAUCUUACUUGUUGUCAAAUUUCACCUUGAGAAUAUCCCCAAACAACACUGUUCCCUUUCUCACUUCAUCUCUAUAUAGUGACACAAGGUUGGUAAUGACUUACUGGGGUCAACUUCAGUAUAAGAAGAUGGAUACAGAGAAAAAAUGGUUGUUAGUUUGGGUAGAGCCUAGAGAUAGAUGCAGUGUGUUUAAUGCAUGUGGAAACUUUGGUAGCUGUAAUAGCAAGUAUGAUUCUAUGUGCAAGUGUUUGCCUGGGUUUAAGCCUAAUUCCCAAGAGAGUUGGAAUGCUGGAGAUUUUUCAGGUGGAUGUAGCAGGAAAACAAAUGUAUGUAGUGAGGAUGCCAACAGUGACACGUUUUUGAGCUUAAAAAUGAUGAAAGUAGGGAACCCGGAUGCUCAAUUUAAUGCUAAGAAUGAAGAGGAAUGCAAGUCAGAGUGCCUCAACAAUUGCCAGUGCUGUGCUUAUUCAUAUGAAGACACUGAAAAGACAAGGCAGGGGAAUGUUGGUGAUGCUGUUUGCUGGAUUUGGUCUGAGGAUUUGAACAAUCUAGAAGAAGAGUAUGAUGAUGGUUGUGACCUGAAUGUUCGCGUGGCAUUUUCUGAUAUAGAAUCCAGUAGGAGCAGUUGUGGGACUUGUGGCACAAACUUCAUUCCAUAUCCUCUUAGCACAAGACCAAAUUGUGGUGACCCCAUAUACUCCAGUUUUCACUGCAACAUUUCCACUGGUGAGCUUGACUUUGAGACUACUGGGGGCACCUAUCAAGUGAUAAGCAUAAACCCAGAAACACAAAAGUUUUUGAUCCACAUAAAAAAUGUAGUUAACUGUGAUGGUCAAAACUCAAUGAACAAGCUUCUACUUCUCAACCAGUCAUCUCCAUUUCAUCUUACUGGCAAUUGCCAUGCUGAUCCAACCACCUUUAGUUCUAAUGCUCCCCUGAAACAUGGAGUAGAAAUAGAAUUAAGUUGGGAGAUUCCAUUAGAGCCGAUUUGUUCAUCAUUGUUGGACUGCAUGGACUGGCCAAAUUCAACUUGCAAUGCUACCACUAAUGGGAAGAAGAGAUGCCUUUGCAAUGCAAACUUUCUUUGGGAUGGCUUCGAAUUAAGUUGUGUUUUAGAAGGCAAUAAUAGCUACAAAACAGAAAGGCAUAUGUCAUUACAUAAUAUCCUUGUAGUCACUUUUACAACUGUGGUUGUCUUAAUUCUUCUCUCAAGUACUGCUAUAUGUAUUCACUUGCAGCAAAAGAGACAGGCCAAAACACAGGGUAACUUAAACUCUGGGAUGAACUUGUAUGGCAGUGAGAGAUAUGUCAGAGACUUUAUUGAAUCUGGUAGGUUGAAAGAAGAUGAUGCACAGGCCAUAGAUAUUCCACAUUUUCAUUUGGAAACCAUACUUGAAGCAACUAAUGACUUUGCAAAUGCAAACAAGCUUGGACAAGGGGGUUUUGGUCCAGUCUACAAGGGUAAGUUUCCUGGAGGACAAGAAAUAGCAGUAAAGAGACUUUCAAGUUGUUCUGGACAAGGUUUAGAAGAGUUCAAAAAUGAAGUUGUGUUGAUUGCCAAGCUUCAACAUCGAAACUUGGUUAGACUUCUGGGUUACUGUGUGGAAGGAGAUGAAAAGAUGCUAGUAUAUGAAUAUAUGCCAAACAGAAGCUUGGAUGCUUUCAUUUUUGACCGGAAGCAGUGUGUUCUAUUAGAUUGGGAUAUGCGGUUCAAGAUUAUUUUGGGGAUUGCUCGAGGGCUCCUUUACCUACAUGAAGAUUCUAGGUUGAGGAUUAUUCAUAGAGACAUGAAAACAAGUAAUAUUCUACUAGAUGAAGAGAAGAAUCCAAAAAUCUCAGACUUUGGCUUAGCAAGGAUAUUUGGAGGAAAAGAGACAGUAGGGAACACAGACAGAGUGGUUGGAACUUAUGGAUACAUGUCUCCGGAGUAUGCACUUGAUGGACAUUUUUCAGUCAAGUCAGAUGUAUUUAGCUUUGGUGUGGUGGUACUUGAGAUUAUUAGUGGAAAAAGGAACACUGGAUUUUAUCAAGCAGAAAAUGAAUUGAGUCUUCUAGGAUAUGCAUGGCAUUUGUGGAAAGUAGGCAAGGCAUUUGACUUCAUGGACAGGACACUAUAUGAAACAUGCAAAGCAGAUGAAUGCUUGAAAUGUGUGAAUGUGGGUCUUUUAUGCUUACAAGAAGAUCCAAAUGAACGUCCCAACAUGUCAAAUGUGGUUUUCAUGCUUGGCAGUGAAUCUAAUACUCUUCCAAGUCCUAAGGAACCAGCCUUUGUUAUCAGGAGAUGCCCUUCAAGCAGAGCGUCUAGCUCAAGUAAAGUGGAAACUUUUUCACGUAAUGAAUUGACAGUCACUUUAGAAAAUGGCAGGUAG